This is a messenger RNA of Ipomoea nil (Japanese morning glory), 1118 nucleotides long. Its product is annotated as probable cinnamyl alcohol dehydrogenase 1. NCBI's taxonomy places the organism in Eukaryota, Viridiplantae, Streptophyta, Magnoliopsida, Solanales, Convolvulaceae. Gene Ontology annotation, molecular function: oxidoreductase activity, acting on the CH-OH group of donors, NAD or NADP as acceptor; zinc ion binding. Bases 25 to 1086 code for a protein of 353 amino acids. The record is from RefSeq and is a predicted model, not a curated record. The transcript has 8 exons.
AUCUUACCUAUCAAGCUAGCUACCAUGACUUCUUCAACACACAACUGCCUUGGAUGGGCUGCCAGAGAUUCAUCCGGACUUCUCUCUCCUUAUAAUUUCAGCCGCAGGGUUGUUGGGAGCGAUGAUGUUUCACUAGAUAUUGCUUAUUGUGGCAUCUGUUAUGCUGACGUUCACUGGACAAGGAAUGAAGGAGGAACAUCCAAGUACCCUUUAGUGCCUGGACAUGAGAUUGUAGGAAUUGUGAAAGCCGUUGGAUCCAACGUCCAGCGGUUUAAAGUUGGUGACCCUGUGGGAGUUGGAACUUAUGUUAACUCUUGCAGGGAGUGUGAGUAUUGUAAUGAAGGAUUAGAAGUUCAGUGUUCAAAGGGAUCUGUUUUUACUUUUGAUUACGUAGAUGUGGAUGGUACAAUCACUAAGGGAGGAUACUCAAGUUACAUUGUUGUUCAUGAAAGGUAUUGCUAUAACAUUCCUGAAAAUUACCCUCUCGCUUCAGCAGCGCCAUUGUUAUGCGCUGGAAUUACUGUGUACACUCCGAUGAUGCAACACAACAUGAAUCAAGCUGGUAAGUCUUUGGGUGUGAUUGGACUAGGUGGUCUUGGUCACUUGGCUGUGAAGUUUGGCAAAGCUUUUGGAUUGAAUGUGACAGUUUUCAGCACCAGUAUAUCAAAGAAAGAAGAAGCUCUUAAUCUUCUUGGUGCCGAUAACUUUGUGAUCUCAUCUGAUGAGCAACAGAUGAUGGCACUGUCGAAAUCAUUUGACUUCCUGAUUAACACUGCAUCCGGAGAUAUCCCAUUUGAUCUGUACUUGUCGCUUUUGAAGACUGCUGGUGUUCUUGCUUUGGUGGGGUUUCCUAAACAAGUGAAAUUUAGCCCUGCAAGCCUAAGUUUUGGUAUGAGAAGCAUUGCCGGAAGCAUAACUGGAGGAACAAAGCUGACACAAGAAAUGCUGGAAUUCUGCGCUUCCCACAAAAUAUACCCAGAAAUUGAAAUAGUUCCAAUUCAGUAUGUGAAUGAGGCUCUUGAGAGAUUAAUAAACAAGGAUGUUAAAUAUCGUUUCGUGAUUGAUAUUGGUAGCUCCCUCAAAUAGGAUGGAUGAAGAUUGGGGCAUCUUUUUUGUUU